AUGUCUUCAGGAACUGCAAAAAUUGGGCACCCUGCCCCCAACUUCAAAGCUACAGCUGUUAUGCCUCAUGGUCAGUUUAAAGAUAUCAACCUGACUGACUACAAAGGAAAAUACAUAGUGUUCUUUUUUUACCCUCUUGACUGCACCUUCGUGUGCCCUACGGAGAUCAUUGCUUUCAGUGACAGGGCAGAAGAAUUUAAGAAACUCAACUGCCAAGUGAUUGGUGCUUCUGUGGAUUCUCACUUCUGCCAUCUGGCUUGGAUCAACACACCCAAGAAAGAAGGAGGCCUAGGGCCUAUGAACAUUCCUUUGGUAUCAGACCCCAAGCGCACCAUUGAUCAGGACUAUGGGGUCUUAAAGGUGGAUGACGGCAUCUCGUUUAGGGGCCUCUUCAUCAUCGAUGAUCAAGGAAUCCUUAGGCAGAUCACUGUAAAUGACCUCCCUGUUGGCCGCUCUGUGGAUGAGACCCUAAGACUGGUUCAGGCCUUCCAGCUCACGGAUGAACAUGGAGAAGUGUGUCCAGCUGGUUGGAAGCCUGGCAGUGAUACUAUCAAGCCUGAUAUCCAGAAGAGCAGAGAGUAUUUCACCAAGCAGAAGUGA
Molecule: messenger RNA, 600 nt
Organism: Echinops telfairi (small Madagascar hedgehog)
Lineage: Eukaryota; Metazoa; Chordata; Mammalia; Afrosoricida; Tenrecidae
Product: peroxiredoxin-1-like
Exons: 1
Coding region: 1-600 (199 amino acids)
Biological process (GO): removal of superoxide radicals; hydrogen peroxide catabolic process; cell redox homeostasis
Cellular component (GO): cytosol
Molecular function (GO): thioredoxin peroxidase activity
Source: RefSeq, a predicted model, not a curated record